GCAUAAUCUGUAUAAAAAUUACCGCAGGUUCCGUCCAGAAUUCAGCGUGUAUUCAGCGCGAUUUACUUUCCAAAUAGCGGUCAGCUUUAGUAUCUCCGCUUCAUCGUUCUGCACACCGUCGUCACAUUAUCUCACUUACUUCCUUCAUUACUUGGCGUAAACGUUUUAGUAUACCAUGGGAAUACGUAAGGCCAUAUUUUUCGCUGUUUUGUGUGCGGCCAGUGGACAGCAAGUACAAAACAUGUGGGACAUCCUGAAUUUGACUAAGUCAACGGCGGAGAUUAUAAAUCUUUCAACCAACGCUGUGCCCGGGCCAACGUAUUCUCCGCUGGCGAAAUUACCGGUUACCAUUAAAUUUGACUGUAACGAUUUGACGGGCCCGGGAUUCUAUGCCGACGUCGCUACACACUGUCAGGUUUUCCAUAAGUGUGAUGAGAACGGAACCUUGACCAGUUAUUUGUGCACCAAUAUGACAUUUUUCAGUCCGAUUACACUGGCUUGUGAUUACGUUUCCAAUGUUGAGUGCCAAAAGUUCUCUCAGUAUGUCGGCCUCUCCAGUUCCCGUCUGUAUUCCACCGCAGCGGCCGCAACCAACCUGAUUGCCAUGCCGUCACCGGCACCCAAAGCCCCGGCGCCAUCUCCUGGAAUAGACAAAGCAGCUGCCACAGCGGCAAACACCGGCACGGCGACCGCUGCUGUAUAGGCGACACAAGAAGUGACGACGGAAGCUGCGUCCACUGCCCCGACCGAUCAAGAUACCGCUGCCGCUGGUAGUCGGUGAGGAGGCCAGUGCGGAAACCGCAACGGCCACCCCUGUUGAAUCUUCCGAAUAAUCUCGUUGUUUAGCAGAGUUUUUUAUUUCAUACAACAUGCAAACAGUAAAAAUUGCGAAGAUCAAUAAAUUUUAAACUAUAUUCGCUACAGCCGGGGUGGCUUCGCUGCUAUCGGAAUUCAUUGCUAUUUUUUUUUGUAAGUCAG
Molecule: messenger RNA, 978 nt
Organism: Paramacrobiotus metropolitanus
Lineage: Eukaryota; Metazoa; Tardigrada; Eutardigrada; Parachela; Macrobiotidae
Exons: 3
Coding region: 176-703 (175 amino acids)
Cellular component (GO): extracellular region
Molecular function (GO): chitin binding
Source: RefSeq, a predicted model, not a curated record